AUGGACAAAAGAGGAGGAAUUAGUGGAGGUUCGGGAUCAUCAGGAGAAGCAGAGGUGAGAAAAGGACCAUGGACGAUGGAAGAAGAUCUUAUUCUUAUCAACUAUAUUGCCAACCACGGCGAUGGCGUUUGGAACUCGCUAGCCAAAUCUGCAGGUCUAAAACGCACCGGGAAAAGUUGCCGGCUCCGGUGGCUGAACUAUCUCCGCCCUGACGUGCGACGUGGAAACAUCACGCCUGAGGAGCAACUUGUCAUCAUGGAACUUCAUGCUAAGUGGGGAAACAGGUGGUCAAAAAUCGCUAAACACCUUCCAGGAAGAACCGACAACGAGAUCAAAAAUUUCUGGAGGACAAGAAUACAAAAAUACAUCAAACAAACCGAUGUAGCAGCAACUGCAACGUCGUCCGUUGGAUCUCAGAGUUCAGAAAUCAACGAUCAAGCUGCAAGCACGUCGGGCCAUAAUGUCUUUUGUGCACAAGAUCAUGCAAUGGAGACUUAUUCUCCUACAACGACGUCGUAUCAACACACCAAUAUGGAGUUCAACUAUGGCAACUACUCUGCGCCUGUGGCUCCGGUGACUACGGCUACGACGACCUCAGAAUAUCCGGUGCCGAUGACUGUUGAUGACCAAACCGGUGAAAACUAUUGGGGCAUGGAUGAUAUCUGGUCAUCAAUGCAUCUACUCAAUGGUAACUGACUAAUCAAGUAUAGUCUCGACCGAAAACAGAAUAUGGAAUAUCACUCUGAGAUUUGUGAUUUUUAGUACUGUGAUUAGUACGUGACAUGUAUAUGGUUUUUGCCUCGUACGUUGUUUCGAGGUUUGGGGAUAUAAUUUAUAUAUUAAAAUAUUAAUGAUCAUAAUCUUUGAUAUAUAUAUUUUGAACUGUAUUGCACCCCGUUU
Molecule: messenger RNA, 900 nt
Organism: Eruca vesicaria subsp. sativa (arugula)
Lineage: Eukaryota; Viridiplantae; Streptophyta; Magnoliopsida; Brassicales; Brassicaceae
Source: the annotation of a GenBank genome assembly